Molecule: messenger RNA, 8314 nt
Organism: Dromiciops gliroides (monito del monte)
Lineage: Eukaryota; Metazoa; Chordata; Mammalia; Microbiotheria; Microbiotheriidae
Gene: SHANK3
Product: SH3 and multiple ankyrin repeat domains 3
Cellular component (GO): postsynaptic density; postsynaptic membrane; dendritic spine
Molecular function (GO): ionotropic glutamate receptor binding; synaptic receptor adaptor activity
Source: RefSeq, a predicted model, not a curated record
GGGAGUCCCCGCACGACUCGCUCCGGGCCCCGGGAGCGGCCAGCCCCGGCCCGGGCCCCGGCCCCGGCCCCGGCUCCGGCCCCGGCCCCGGUAUGGAUGGCCCCGGGGCUAAUGCUGUGGUCGUCCGCAUCGGCAUCCCGGACCUGCAGCAGACGAAAUGUCUGCGCCUGAACCCUGACGCGCCCGUGUGGGUGUCGAAGCAGCGGGUGCUCUGCGCCCUCAACCACAGUCUGCAAGAUGUGCUCAACUACGGCCUCUUCCAGCCCCCCUCCCAGGGCCGGGCCGGCAAGUUCCUGGACGAGGAACGCCUGCUGCGAGAUUACCCGCCCAACACGGACACGCCCCUGCCCUACCUGGAGUUCCGCUACAAACGCAGGGUUUACACCCAGAGCCUACUGGACGAUAAGCAGUUUGCGAAGUUACACACCAAGGCGAACCUUAAGAAAUUCAUGGAGCAUGUCCAGCUCCACAGCACUGACAAGGUGGCCCGGCUUCUGGACAAGGGGCUGGACCCCAACUUCCAUGAUCCUGACACGGGAGAGUGCCCCCUGACCCUGGCUGCCCAGAUGGAUAAUGCCAGCGAUUUACUAAAGGUCUUGAGGAAUGGUGGGGCUCAUCUGGACUUCCGCACCCGGGAAGGGCUGACAGCCUUGCACAUCGCCACGCGCUGCCGGAACCCCGGCGCCCUGACGACCCUGCUGGACCUUGGGGCAUCCCCAGACUACAAGGACAGCCGUGGCCUGACCCCCCUAUACCAUAGCGCCCUGGGGGGUGGGGACCCCCUCUGCUGUGAGCUUCUGCUCCAUGACCAUGCACAGAUUGGAACAGCUGACGAGAAUGGCUGGCAGGAGAUCCAUCAGGCUUGUCGCUUUGGACAUGUCCAACACCUAGAACACUUGCUAUUUUAUGGGGCUGACAUGAGGGCCCAGAAUGCAUCAGGAAACACAGCCCUGCAUAUCUGUGCCCUGUACAACCAGGAGAGCUGUGCCCGGGUUCUCCUCUUCCGGGGAGCCAAUAAGGAUGUACGGAAUUUUAACAGCCAAACAGCCUUUCAGGUGGCCAUCAUUGCUGGAAACUUUGAACUUGCUGAGGUCAUCAAAACUCAUAAGGAUUCCGAUGUUGUGCCAUUCCGGGAGACUCCCAGCUACACGAAGCGGCGACGCCUGGCGGGUCCCAGUGGCCUGGCCUCUCCGAGACCACUGCAGCGCUCAGCCAGUGAUAAUGAUCUGAAGGCUGAAGCUCGGUCUGGUCCCUCUCCCGGACCCUCGCUCAGAAGCCUCCCUCACCAGUUACUGCUUCAGAUGCAAGAAGCAGGCAUGGGGCCUGUGGCGGGGAUCCGAGGACCCCAAAGUCGGUCCCCAUCCCUUCAGCGUCUGCAGGAGGAUAAGGAGAGGGACAAGGAUCCCAGUGGUCACACCUUGGUCAGAGGAGGCCGAAGUAAGAGCAGCCCGAGCGGCCCCGGCGGCGGCCCCGGAGGAGGAGGAGGAGGAGGCGGCCCCGGCGGCGGCGGCGGCCCGGGAGCCCUGGGCCCCGCUGCGGCCACCAGCCCUGCGCCCGCGCCCGCACCCUCGCCCGCGCCGCCCCGGGGCCCUAAGCGCAAACUUUACAGCGCGGUCCCCGGCCGCAAGUUCAUCGUGGUGAAUGCGCACAGCCCGCGGGGCGAGGGCGAGAUCCCGCUGCACCGCGGCGAGGCGGUCAAGGUGCUCAGCAUCGGGGAGGGCGGUUUCUGGGAGGGAACAGUGAAAGGCCGCACGGGCUGGUUCCCAGCUGACUGCGUGGAGGAGGUCCAGAUGCGCCAAUAUGACACACGGCACGAAACACGGGAGGACCGAACCAAGCGCCUUUUCCGACAUUAUACUGUGGGCUCUUAUGACAGUCUCACCUCACACAGUGACUACAUCAUUGAGGAUAAGGUGGCUGUCCUGCAGAAGCGAGAGCAGGAGGGUUUUGGCUUCGUCCUCCGGGGAGCCAAAGCAGAGACCCCCAUAGAAGAAUUCACCCCCACUCCAGCCUUCCCUGCUCUCCAGUACUUGGAAUCUGUGGACUAUGAGGGUGUGGCUUGGAGGGCCGGACUCAGGACGGGAGACUUCCUUAUUGAGGUGAAUGGAGUGAACGUGGUGAAGGUUGGACACAAGCAGGUGGUGGCCUUGAUCCGCCAGGGUGGGAACCGACUGCUCAUGAAGGUCGUGUCAGUGACAAGGAAGCCGGAGGAAGAGGGGGCACGGCGGAGAGCCCCUCCGCCCCCCAAGAGGGCGCCCAGUACCACAUUGACUCUGCGCUCCAAGUCCAUGACUGCUGAGCUGGAGGAGCUGGCCUCAAUUCGGAGGAGGAAAGGGGAAGAGAAAAGAGAAAGCCACGCCUUCCUGGGGCGCCUUGCGGCCGAGAGCACCAAAGCCCCCACGCCAGCUUACCCCCAGUCUGCCCGAGAGAAGCUGGAUGAGAUCCUGGCGGCUGCUGCAGAGCCCACACUGAGACCGGACAUCGCGGAUGCUGACUCCAGAGCAGCCACUGUCAAGCAACGGCCCACAAGCCGGCGCAUCACUCCAGCCGAGAUCAGUUCUUUGUUUGAACGCCAGGGCCUUCCUGGCUCUGAGAAGCUUCCUGGAUCCCUUCGAAAGGGCAUCCCACGGACCAAGUCUGUAGGGGAAGAUGAGAAGCUGGCCUCUCUCCUGGAAGGGAAGUUCCCGAGGAGCUCGUCUAUGCAGGAUGCUGCUGUCCGUGAGGGCCAUGGGAUCCCGCCCCCACCCCAGACCGCCCCACCCCCCCCACCCUCCCCGUACUACUUCGACACAGGACCACCUCCCUCCUUUUCACCGCCACCCCCGCCAGGCCGUGCCUACGACACCGUGAGAUCCAGCUUCAAACCAGGGCUGGAGGCCCGGCUGGGAGGGGCGGGACCCCCUGGGCUCUACGCCCCUGGCCUAGGCGCUCACGGGCCUCUCCCUUACCCGGAGCGCCAGAAGCGGGCUCGGUCCAUGAUCAUCUUGCAGGACUCACCCCACGAACCAGCUGUGGCCGAAAGCAGCCGGCCCCCUCCCGCAGCCACGCCCCCUGAGCGCCUGAGGCGGAAGGCGCGAGUGCCCGGCAGUCAAGACAGCCCUUACGCCAACCUGGGCGCCUUCAGUGCCAGUCUCUUUGCCCCCUCCAAGCCCCAGCGCAGGAAAAGCCCCUUGGUGAAGCAGCUGCAGGUGGAGGAAGCGCAAGACCGGGCCGCCCUGGCGGUGGGGGGCAGCGGCGGCAGUUUUACCCGGGAGCCCUCGCCCACUCGGCGGGGACACCGGCUCGGGGGACUCGACUACCCCCCCGGGGAACCGCCCGGACUCCCCUUUACCGGGGCCGGCCCUGGCAAGGAACGAGACCGUCGGCUGGAUGAGAGGCGCCGCUCCACCGUCUUCCUUUCCGUGGGGGCCAUCGAGGGCAGCUCCCCCAGCGCCGAGAUGCCAUCCCUGCAGCCUUCCCGAUCCAUCGACGAGCGCCUCCUGGGCAGUGGCCGCGACCUGCUCUUACCCUCGCCCGUCUCCGCUCUCAAGCCGCUGGUCAGCAGCCCCAGCCCCUCCCCUGUGGGCUCCACCUUCAUCCAUCCGCUCACCGGCAAGCCCCUGGACCCCAGCUCGCCCCUCGCCCUCGCCUUGGCUGCCCGGGAGCGGGCCCUGGCUUCGCAGGUGCCCUCGAGGUCCCCAACCCCCGUUCACAGCCCAGACUCGGACCGGCCAGCUCCUCUCUUUGUGGACAUCCAGAGCAGAGAGCCAGAGCGCAGCAGCCUGGCUUCCCCCACCCCAGCCUUUUCCCCCCGGGGCCCCGCGUGGGGCCCCCUCCCCGCCCGCCGAGAGGUUGAGAAGUCCCCACGAGAGGAGAGGAAGACACCCGAUGACAAGAAGUCCAUGAUCCUCAGCGUCCUGGACACUUCGCUACAGCGUCCGGCUGGCCUCAUCGUGGUCCACGCCACGGGCAACGGGCAGGGCCCCGGGGAGCUGGAGGCAGAAGAGAGCACGCCGGCCGCCCCGGAGCUGAGCCAGGCCCCUCCUCCGGCCGCCGCCGCCGCCGCGGUGUCCGCCCCUGGGGCCCUGCCCAGCCCCCGGGCCCAGCCCCCCGGCAGCCCCCCCGCCGCCGACCCGGUGCUGGGCCAGGGCAGCUCGGAGGAAGAGCCCGACGUGGUGUUUGCCGUGACCCUGCCCCCAGCCCAGCUGUCAUCCAGCGACGAGGAGACCAGGGAAGAGCUGGCCCGGAUCGGGCUGGUGCCGCCCCCGGAGGAGUUCGCCAACGGCCUCCUGGUGACCACGCCGCCCCCGGGCCCCGGGCCGGCCCCUUCCCCCGCGGCCUCGCCCAGCCCAGCCUCAGGGAAGCCCAGCAGUGACGCGCCCCCUGCCCCGGAGUCCGCCGCGGAUUCGGGUGUGGAGGAGGCGGACACGCGCAGCUCCAGCGACCCCCACCUGGAGACCACGAGCACCAUCUCCACCGUGUCCAGCAUGUCCACGCUGAGCUCCGAGAGCGGCGAGCCCACGGACACGCACACCUCCUUCGCUGACGGACACACUUUUGUACUCGAGAAGCCGCCUGUGCCUCCGAAACCCAAACUCAAGUCCCCGCUCGGCAAGGGGCCCGUGACCUUCAGGGACCCCCUGCUCAAGCAGUCCUCGGACAGCGAGCUCAUCGCCGCCGCCGCUGCCGCCGCCGCCGCCUCCGCCGGGCUGGCCUCCGGAGCUGGGCCUGCCCGCCCUCGCUACCUCUUCCAGAGAAGGUCUAAGCUGUGGGGGGACCCGGUGGAGAGCCGGGGGCUCCCAGGCCCCGAAGACGACAAACCGACUGUGAUCACCGAGCUGAGCUCCCGACUGCAGCAGCUCAACAAAGACACCCGCUCCCUAGGGGAGGAGCCUGUGGGAGGCCUGGGGGGCCUGCUUGACCCCCUCAAGAAAUCGCCUGCUGUGGCUGCACGGCUCUUCAGCAGCCUCGGCGAGCUGAGCUCCAUCUCGCAGCAGCCGUCACCGCAGCCCCAGCAGCAGCAGCGCAGCGGCGUGGGGCCCCCGGGGCCCGGGGCCUCGUACACCGUCCGGCCCGGCAGCCGCUACCCCGUGGCCCGCCGGACGCCGAGCCCCGUGAAGCCGGCGUCGCUGGAGCGCGUCGAGGGGCUAGGCACAGGUCCCGGGGGCGGCGUGGGGCGACCCUUCGGCCUCACUCCACCAACCAUCCUCAAGUCGUCCAGCCUCUCCAUCCCCCACGAGCCCAAAGAGGUGCGCUUCGUGGUGCGCAGCGUCAGCGCGCGGAGCCGCUCGCCAUCUCCUUCGCCCACGCCGGCCCCCGGUCCCCCAGGGCCUGGGCCCGGGCCCGGGCCGGGUCUGGGUGCCGCCCCAGGCCCCGCCCGUCCCUUCCAGCAGAAGCCACUGCAGCUCUGGACCAAGUUCGACGUAGGCGACUGGCUGGACAGCAUCCACCUGGGGGAGCAUCGGGACCGCUUCGAGGACCACGAGAUCGAGGGCGCUCAUCUGCCCGCGCUCACCAAGGACGACUUCGUGGAGCUGGGCGUGACGCGCGUGGGCCAUCGAAUGAACAUCGAGCGCGCCCUCAAGGCGCUGGCGGACAGCUGACCUAACGCCCCCGGCCCCGCCCACCCCGCCGGGCGCCCUGCGGGCAGGGCCCCCGCCCGCCCCGCGCCGUGGGCCUACCCCUCCGCGUGACGCGAGCUGGGUCCCGCCCCUGCGGGGGCGCGUGGGCCGGCCUCUCCGCGGACAGGCCCACCUCGUCCCCGCCGCGCUACUCCACCAGACGUCGGUCAGGCCCCGCCCCUCCUCUCUUUCCCCGGACCUCCUCCCCCACGCCCACCCGCCUCUUCUCCCCAGUUCCCACCCCAAUAUCCCCCAAGCCCGCGUCGCGGCCCCGGGGCCGGAAUGUUGCAUGAAUCGUCCUGUUUGCUGUUGCUCGGAGAGUCGCCCUGUACAUUGCUUAUCGCCCCCGUCCCCCUGCCCUGCCCCCCCUCUCCCAGCACGUGGUCCUGAAAGGCGGGGCGGGGCGGCCCGGCAUGCGGGGGCCGGGCGGGGCUGAGCAGGCCCCCCUCCCCCCGGGUUUGCAUAUUUUUAAUCUGCUCUAUAUUUGGAAGGAGAAAAGGAACAAGCGUCUCUGUCCCGCACCCACCCCCGGCCCGGCCCAGCCCGGUUCGGCCCAGCGCAGCCCAGUUCAGCUCUACUCAGCUUAGCCGCGUCGGGCCGAUCAGGGUCCGCCGGAACCGGGUGCGCCAGGCCCGCGGCCGCCACGUCUUCCACCUCCCAGCGCCUUGCGGGGCCCGGCCUCACUGCCACCCGCCCCCGCGGCCCCGGCCCGGCCCGGCCCGGCGCGGAGGAGGGGGGGCCGGGUCCGCUCCAGCUGGUCUGGGCUCCGCCAUCGCCCCCCCGCCCCCCCGCUGAGCUGGUCCCGGCGCGCCGCCCCCCCACCCCCAAACCCCCUUCAGGUGCUGCAGGAAAGGACGAGUGAGGCCUCGCGCCCUCCGAUCCUGCUCAGCCCCCAGCACACUAGGGGCCGCGGCUGGCUUGGGAGACAAUAGCCAAUAAGGGGGGCAGCGAGGACCCCCACCCUCCCCCGGCCCCCCCUCCUCCCCCAUGGGGUCCCCACUCCAAGUCCCGCCUCUCAGUCUCGUUUCACUGUUUCUGCCCCUGUCCCCCUCCCAGGGUCUCUCCGGAUUCAGCAGUCGCCAGAGGAAGGGGUCUUCCCCGUCCCCCAGUGCAGCUGCCAGUGUCUCGGAUCCCCAAAGAGGCCCUCUCCACCCUCCCCGAUCCCACCCCUGCCUCGGUGAGACUGUGUGUGAUGCCGCGAGGCUGUGCGCAAGUGUGCCGUGGGGGGCUCGGCGUGCGUGGGGGGCUCAGCGUGCGUGGGCUUUCAGUAGGCGAUCAGGGCUGAGCCUGGCCACUGUGCCUCUCAUCGGUGGGUUAGACUUGCGCGAGAUUGUCCGGGAACCAUUAAGGCUGUGAAAGCAUGAGUGCGUGCGUGUGCGAGAAUGUACCUGUGUGAGAGACCAGCAAGCUGUCUGAGCUGGGAGCGUGUGCCGGCGGGAACUGGGCUGGACUACGGGGGUUGUGCUACUGACCGGCUGGGCCCGGCCCACCGGCUCUAUUGACUGACUGCACGAGUGUCCACGAGUGUGAGUGUGUGCGCACAGGCUUGGGCCCCCUCGCCAAGGCCUGCCGGCUUCCCCCAAAGCUCGAGGAGGAAUCUGGGGGCGGGGAGGAGGGAUGGUUUGGGUGACUGGAUUCAUCUUCCUCUGUUGGGGAGGCCCAGCCCGUGGAGCUCUUGCACCACGGGAGGGGGUCUACUAGUGACCCCUCCCUUCGGAGCAACCCUCCUAUCAGCUCCUAGCAGGGAGAGGAGGCGGCUCCACUGGGCCCUAGGUCGGGGGCGAGGGAAACCUCGGAGCCAGGCGCCCCCAGCCUUUUGCCUCGGCUCAGGGGAGGGUGCUGGGAAUCUCGGGGGCUGUUUUCAUCUUGAGAUGCCCCUCCCCUCUCCUCUCUGCCCCUUCCUAUCUCCCCUCCUCCAUGGCCCCUUUACUGUGACUUCUAAUGCUCAGCAAUGACCUUUGGGGUCUGUGGGGUGGGGGGGCGCCCUCUUGGACCUGUUUUUAAAUCUGGGGGUUGGGGUCUGGACUAAGCUCCGUCCAUGUCACUCACAAGGUUCUGUUUGUAUUUCUAACUUUUUUUUUUUAAUAAAAAUAGAAAAUUUCACACCCUGGCGGCCUGGCACGCAGGUCUGUGCUGAGGUUGUUCUGGGUGUUUACACACAUACACAUACACACUGGUCUGCCCUCCACUCAUCCCACACGCCCUCCACUCUCACCAGCUCUCCCCGCACACUGUUCUGCCCUCCAUUCACCCCACCCCACAGUGAUACAGCCACAAACAGUUACAAUCAUAGAACCCCGCAGUAAUAUAACCCAGUGCCACAUUAAGGCACAUAGCCUCCUGCCCACGGAGUCGCAAAAAUCUUAGAGUCUCACAGGGUCUCUCACUCACAGUCUCACCCAGUCUCUGUCCCCUCCAUCCAGUCUCACACACAUACACACACCUACACAUGCACAUGCACACACAUACAUACACACAUACACACACACCUGUGGGUUUUUGGUUCCAUUCCGUUUUGGGUUUUUAACUUGACAGGGUCAGUUCAGUUUCACCCCCGUCUUUUGUAUGGAGUUCAGUGGGGAGAUUUCUCCUCCCCUCUCCAGCCCCGGGGCCUCCUGACCCUGCCGUUGUGAUACACCCCACAGAGAUCUAUGUUUCUUAUAUUAUUAUUAAUUAUUAUAUUAUUAUUAUGUAAUAAAUUUAUAAGAAACGAA